UAUCCGUUCAUCGAAGUCACCGGAUCAUGCCUGCCAGCCAAUCAGCCAGCCAGCCAGAGUUCAAUCCUGUGAAAUGCUGUUUUCCGUAUAUUACAGCUUGGUUAUCAUGGCUUUGUUGCUUGGGUUCACUGCUUGGCUUGAAAUAGGUUGGAGGGAAAUAAUCUUGUGCUGGCAGUCCAUAACAUGCUCUUUAAGCGCUUCAGAAUCACAGAAGCGAUGUGGACAACCUUUAUGUGGACAUGGAAAAUCUGUGAUGAAAGAAUGAUGGCUGUCAGUGUCGAUCGUCUUAUUUUGUCUCUGAUCCUAC
Molecule: messenger RNA, 307 nt
Organism: Meira miltonrushii
Lineage: Eukaryota; Fungi; Basidiomycota; Exobasidiomycetes; Exobasidiales; Brachybasidiaceae
Exons: 1
Coding region: 74-265 (63 amino acids)
Source: RefSeq, a predicted model, not a curated record